Neopelma chrysocephalum (saffron-crested tyrant-manakin) is the source of this 5008-nucleotide messenger RNA. It is a transcript of the gene GABRP, whose product is annotated as gamma-aminobutyric acid type A receptor pi subunit. Bases 1992 to 3329 code for a protein of 445 amino acids. Gene Ontology annotation, molecular function: GABA-A receptor activity; extracellular ligand-gated monoatomic ion channel activity; neurotransmitter receptor activity. Lineage: Eukaryota; Metazoa; Chordata; Aves; Passeriformes; Pipridae. The record is from RefSeq and is a predicted model, not a curated record. Gene Ontology annotation, biological process: signal transduction; nervous system process; monoatomic ion transmembrane transport. The transcript has 10 exons. Gene Ontology annotation, cellular component: neuron projection; synapse; membrane.
UUCCUCCUUUUUUUGUUUUCACUCCUAUCACCCCUUCAAAGACAGAGGAAUAGAGCAGGGUUGAGGAAGCACAGUCUGAGGUGUAGUGGCAGAUGCAUACUGCUGCUGUUGGGUGGGGUAACGAAGCUUUGUUUCAGGAAAUUCUCUGGAAGCAGACACAGGUUUCCACAGAGGACUCUAACUGGAUCUAGUUUGCUUCAAAAUUUGCCUCUUUGCAUGAUUUUCACAGCCAGUAGGGAGAAUACAGAGCUGAGUGGGCAAGUUAUUAUAUUCUCAGGGUUUUCAAUCUGAGUCUACAUAAUGAUUGACUAUUCUGUAACUUUGGCAUUGGAAGCAGCCUUGGCACCAGUAGUACUGGUUCUGCCUUCACGAGUGCUGCUCUUCUGUAUUGCCUGGGCCAUGCUUUCACUGGCCAGACACAAAUGUCUGAAUGUCAGAUUAAACUGUGCUUAAAGAUAUGUUUUUCUAUUAGAAUUAAAUCCUUUAUUGGACAGAGAGAGACAUAAAUACACAAUACGAUUUUAAUUUCUUCACAGUAUAUUGUACUGGUAAUCUCUGAUGAAAUCUCCUGUCUAUAAAAGCAAAAUUGCCAUUGCAUUAACCAAUACUCUGAGUAGUGAAGAAAUGCUGUGGUUCUAUUCAGUUCUAGACACUGGUGUCACCUUUUUCUUGCCCAGGGGUGCUUUGGCAUGCCCAGUAUUUAGCUCUCUUCAGUACCUACAGAUCUCCCUUUCCCUGCCUCAUAGUCUUUGAUGUAUCUUUACCGUCAUCCUGUGCAAAACAGGUGGUCAUGAGGGAUGCUCAUGAGGGGUUCCUCCACUGAAGGUCAUGAAUUCGCAUACUUUCAACUAAAGUCUAAUUUGUAAAAUUAACUUCUUUCUAGAAAUUCUUCUUUAAACUACCUGGACUAAUCCUCUCUCUUUUCCAUCAAAAUUGUGAUCUGACAUUGCUGUGAGUGGGUAAAUAAUUCUCCCUCUAGCCCUGCAUCAUCACAUUAUAAUGAGGAGCACUCGAUAGCAUCUGGAAACACCUGAAGACCAUGUUCAAAGAAUGGCCUAAAAGUGCAAAGCCUUGUUAGGAAUUCAGAUGUUGGACAAGUAUUAGUGCAUAUUUUGUUUGUUUUGAAAAAACAUCCUUUCUCUACUGGGCUGCCCUGGAUUUGUGGUGCUUGAAUGUUCAGGGGGUUUUUCUGGCUCUGUAUGGUCAAUGCUGUUAUUUUCUGGAGCUCAGCUGUCCUGUGACACAGCACCAGAGCCGUGCCUCCAGCUGAGGAGACAGAGUAUCCUCUGGGCUGUGGGGAGCUACCACAGGAAGAAUCUAACCCAAGCAGAAAAUUCCUGAUAUUUGGGUUAUUACAGAGCAGCCAGGUUGGAAGCUGAGGCCCUAAUUGCCCUGUGUGAUGAGAGAGGCCCUGGAUCUGAAAGAAGGGUGUGUGAUUGGAGCAGCACUUCAAGCUGGGAGCAAAAAAUCAGAGUGGAGCAGUGCACAGGUCAGAGCUGCCCACUGUGGCACCUGCUCCAAGGCCAUCAUGAGCCCAUGGAAUCUCAGGCCAGAAGCCAAGACUUGGUUCCACUCCCAGAAAAGUCAACGAAACCCAUUUAAAGUGAAAUGAUUUCAUGCUGUACUGCAGGCUGAGUGACUUGGCAGCAUUACUGUUAAUAGCAUGGUACAUCCCAGGUACAAGUUAAUGAAGCACAGAGAGUUACAGCACUUCUGUGUAGCUGGUUAGUGGAGCCUGGGACUAAAACAUACAGAAACUGUCAUCUCUGGGCAGGAUUUCACCUGGCCUUCAGAGUCUGACUGCUCUGGGAACUACCCCAACAUUUUCCUACUUAAUAAAUCCCUUCCCAUGGUGCCAUUUUCAACAUCAUCUAAUGGCCAUCCCAUACUGAUAGAAGAGGAGCUCAAAUUUAUCAAGGAAUUCAGGACCUGAGUUGUCAACAGGGUGUUUUAUGUGACAAGCAGAGCAACUACAGAAACAAUCUCCAGAGAUGUUCUGCAGAUAUUUUUCCUUCUUUGGUCUGUGUCUUUUUCUUUCAACCCAAAGGAGGUGCUCCCUGGGUCACGUAUCCAGCUUGCACAGCAGCGACUCAACAUCCCUUCCUGGAUUUGAGAACCUCACCAUGGGAUACAACAAAUACCUCCGGCCCUACUUUGGUGGAGAACCUGUUCAAAUUGCAAUGAGUCUGGACAUCGCAAGUAUUUCCAGUAUAUCCGAGAGCAACAUGGAUUACACAGCUACCAUAUCCCUGCGGCAGCGCUGGACAGACCCACGGCUGGUCUUCCACGGCAACAAAAGCUUCACGCUGGACGCUCGCCUGGCAGAGCUGCUCUGGGUGCCAGACACCUACAUCGUGGAGUCCAAAAGGUCCUUCCUGCACGACGUCACCGUGGGCAACCGUCUCAUCAGGCUGUUCUCUAAUGGCACCAUCUUGUACGCCUUGAGAAUCACUACUACUGUUGCCUGUAACAUGGACCUGUCAAAAUAUCCUAUGGACACACAAACAUGCAGACUGCAGCUGGAAAGCUGGGGCUAUGAUGAAAAUGAUGUCACCUUCACAUGGCUGAGAGGAAACGACUCUGUCCAUGGCAUGGAGCAGCUGCGGCUCUCCCAGUACACGGUGGAGCGUUACUACACCCUGGUCUCCAAGUCACAGCAGGAGACAGGCAGUUACCCACGUCUGAUAUUACAGUUUGAGCUAAGAAGAAAUGUACUUUACUUCAUUUUGGAGACCUAUGUGCCCUCCACUCUGCUCGUCAUGUUGUCCUGGGUUUCUUUUUGGAUCACAUUGGACUCAGUGCCUGCAAGAACCUGCAUUGGAGUUACAACAGUGCUUUCCAUGACAACUCUGAUGAUCGGCUCACGAAGUUCACUUUCAAAAACCAACUGUUUCAUUAAGGCCAUUGAUGUUUAUCUUGGCAUCUGCUUCAGCUUCAUCUUUGGUGCCCUUGUGGAAUAUGCAGUGGCUCACUACAGCUCAUCACAAAAGUGUGCAGCUAAAGUACCUCAAGAGGGGCCAGCAAAUGAGCUCACUAAAGAAAUGGAAGAUGUCAACAUCACUAACAUCCUCAACAAUUCCAUCACCAGCUAUAAACAGAAAAUCAGCUUCACAAGCAUUGAGAUUUCCAGUGAUAAUGUUAACUGCAGUGACUUGACUAUGAAAAGUCAUGAGAAAAUCAAAUGUGUCUUGAGAAACAAAAUGCACAGGAUUAUUGGUUAUUUCACAAUUCAGAACCCCGGCAAUGUGGACCACUACUCCAAAUUGCUUUUCCCUUUGUUUUUCAUGCUGGUCAAUGUUUUUUAUUGGGCUUAUUAUCUAUAUUUUUAGUAGAAAUUAGUUGCUUCAUUCUCCUACUUCAGCAGGAAAGGAAUUGAGCCAAUGGGUAUCCAGGUAUCUAACAUCGGUGAAUUCAAUGUGGACAAAAUGCUUGUGUCCCGAGGUACCCAGCACAAGAGGCAGUGAGGUGUGCAAGAUGCAACACUGACUCUGGACAGCAGCCUGUUCAGCUCAGGGGCUGUGCUGGGCCCUGUUGCUCGUACCUGUGUUUCCUUGCAGCAUCUCACCUGGCCAGAGAUGGGUGAGCAGGACUGCACGGGGCAGAGCACUGCAGGUGGCCAAAUUGUUUUGGUAGCCUGGAGCAGGUUGGAACCUUCAAGUUUAGAUCUCCAAGAGAAUGUAUACGAUUAUACAAACAAAACCAAAGCUGUUAUCCUUUGUUUGCCAGAGAUAACAGAGGGACUGUGAUUGCUUCCUCAAUAGCUGCUCUGUUGCAGUGGGAGGAGCCGAGUGCAGCAGCACAGCACGCUGUGUGCUCAGGAACGUUCCUGCACGGUGCUUCCCGGGGCCAUGCAGUGCCAGCCCGGGGAUUUUGGUCCUGUGGCUGUGGUGUGCCUCAGUGCUUUUAACGCCUGUCACUCACUGAGGUAAUCCUCACUUGCUGAAGUUCUCCCUCCCGCAGACAGACAGAGGGCUUGCUGUUCGUAGUGAGCAAAAUUUUUUCAGAGACUUGGGAACACAAAAUAGAGGCAGCAAAAUCGUUUGGUAACCCAUCUCUUAUACUCCUCCUGCUGUGCUGCAGUUGAACAGAUUCUACCACCUUCCAUGUCUUGCUCACACAUUAUUUUUCAUCCUGGAGAGUGCUUCCUUCAGCUUUCACUGCUGUAAGCAGCUCUCAUUUCUUGCCAGCCGCAGGCUUGAGUGGCCCAUUUGUCAUCCCCUCUUUUAUGUGGCUGUGCAGCUGUGGCAAGUCAACACUGCUGGGUGAAAAACACGUGUGGGCUGAGGGAGGGUAGUCUAAAUCACCCUUUCAAUGUUAGCCUGGAAAAGUGUUACUUUUCUGCAGAAAUUCAGAUUCUAAGUGGGCUCUGGAAACUGCCCAAAGUCAUCUUUGUUUAUCCUGCAAUCAGCAGGACCGAGAGCUUUCUUUUAAAGAUAAAUUAAAUGUGGUGCACACACAGUUAUGUGCCAUUUGGUAUUGUGCAGCUUAAGACUACUGGAAGUCUUUAUUUCCUGGUUAUAAAAUUGACAUUUUAUGGCAGAUUUCCCCCGACCUUUUUUGGUCUAUGCUACUUUUGGUACUGGGAGGGGGUAAUCCUGCAGUUAUGUGGGCAGGACUGGAAUUGCCUGCAAUGGCCACCAUUCAGCACAGUUCUGACUGAGUGAGGCCUCUCAGCAGGCAGCUAAUAUUACAGUGUUUGCUUAGUGUAAGAAUCUCUUAUUGGGGGUUCCUCUACAAGGUGGGCAGAGCACGCAAAACUAUAGAUUUUUUACUUUAAUAACUUUUUAUUGAACCACUUCACUGUGCUAUAUUGUGAGGGAUCUAAACCUCAUAUUCAUAAAUCAUAGCUUUUACAAAAAGCAGCACGAGCAAACAAAGGGGAACAGACUGACAAUGGCAAGUGAAUAAACACAAACUCCAAUAAUGAAAUGUUGUCUUGUAUAUACUGGCAUUUAAAGUCCAUUCCAUAAAAUGUAAUAAAGUGAAUGUUUGUGAUAUGAACACAACC